AUGUCGAGUUGCGGGAAGUGCGACCGUCCGGACACCAAAGACAUGGUUGCGUGCGACUCCUGCCAGGCAUGGUAUCAUUUCCAGUGCGUUGGAGUUUCCCCCGGUAUUGCAAACAGGACCUUCAAGUGUGACGUUUGCACGGGAAAAAAGGUGAAAAAGACUGGCACCGUGAAAAAGGUUGGAAUAACCACCAAUCCUUCAAAGCCAACGAAACCUGUCGAGGCAGCAACAGAACCAACUUCUUCCGAAAGCCAAAGUGUCUCUUCCGAUGCUGCCACGCAAUCCGUAACCAGUGAAGCCGCUACUGUCAUUUCCCGGAAUCUUCCGGAACCGAGCUACGAGCAACAACUCCAAGCGAUGAUGGAUGAAAUGGAGUUGCAAGAAAAGCAGCUGAAGGAAGAAAAAAUUAUCCGUGAGAAACGUAUGGAGAUGCAACGGAUACUGGAAGAAAAAAGGAUUUUGCAGGAUCGAGAGCUGCAGGAGAAGCAACUGGAACAAGAAAAAAAGUUGCUCGAGCGAAGGUUGCAAGAUGAUUUGGACUUCAGCAAACAACAACGAGCCCUGCGGGAUAAAUAUGAUCGAGCCCGGAGUGAUUUGUUGCUGAAAGACCAAGAAGAGUUUGCCGCUGGUGAUUGUGAAGAUGAUAGUGCCGGAAAAGUGCGUGGUUGGCUGCUGGAUCCACUUAAUCGAGAUCCAACGAAAAAUGUUCCCUUCGAUGACCAGCUACAACAAACGCCUAAAUGUAGGCCAGACUCCAAGCGUUUGUCGCAUAAUGUGCUCGAAAAUAAUCGCCUGUCGGUAGGCAAUCGUUUGCCUGUCGAUGAAAACAAUUUUUCGUCGAAAUUUUUGCCAGAAGCAAGCGAUUCCGCUUCUGUUCAACAACAAGUUUAUCAUCAACCUACCAAAGCACAAUUGUUGGCCCGCUCAGUUCUUGGACGCCCUUUACCCAUCUUUAGUGGCCGAGCAGAGGAGUGGCCGCUAUUCAUAAGCUCGUUCACCAACUCAACAGAAGCUUGUGGGUUCAACGAGCAGGAAAAUUUGGUCAGGCUGCAAGAGUGCUUAAAGGGAGCUGCCCUGGAAACCGUUCGUAGCCGGUUGAUGCUGCCUUCAGGAGUGAGUAAGGUAAUUGAAACUCUUCGAAAGUUUUUCGGACGUCCGGAACAGCUGAUCCAUAAUCUCCUUGCAAAGGUCCGAAAAUGUACUCCUCCUCGAGCGGAUCGCCUGGAAUCAUUCAUUCCUUUCGGGCUGGCGGUGCAAGAGCUCUGCGAUCAUCUCGAGGCUGCCCAGCUCCAGGAUCAUCUAGUGAAUCCGGAAUUACUCCAGGAAUUGGUCGACAAAUUACCAGCCGCUACCAAACGUGAAUGGGUGCAGUUCAAGCGAGCAGAACAGAAGGUGACACUGAAAACGUUUGCUGAGUUUACGUCGAACAUAGCCAGUGAAGCUAGUGAAGUUAUUUUAGUGGUCGAUCAGAAACCGUCUGAUCCCAAAUUCAUCGAUCGAGCCCGUAUCAAGGAAAAGGGAUUCAUACAUGCGCACAAUGCGCACGAAACAUCGAGCCUACAAUCGCCGCCGGUGCCGUCGACUUGCCGCGUAUGUAGGAAGGAGAACCAUCGAGUCCGGAACUGCGAGGAAUUCCGGAAGAAAACUUUAACCGAGCGUCUGAGAUUGAUGGAGCAGCUGAAGCUCUGUGACCGCUGUCUCAACGAGCAUACUGGGUGGUGUCGAUUUAAGAUUACAUGCAACAUCGGCGCAUGUCGUUUGCAUCAUCACCCACUCGUCCACCGUAGGCAAGAAUUUUCGACCCCAUCGCCGGUUCCAGUUUUUUCUACACCUGCUCUCCCUGCGGAGCGAUUGAAUGUCCAUGUGGAGCGUAAGCCGUCUGUUAUUUUGCGCAUUAUUCCCGUCACGUUGUUUAAUGGUUCGCAGUCGGUGAAAACGUUGGCCUACCUGGAUGAAGGUGCUUCUAUGACUCUGAUAGAAGAGAGUUUGGUUCGAGAGUUGAAUGCGCGAGGAGUUUUUCAUCCAAUGACACUGCAAUGGACUUCCAACAUCGUACGCCAGGAAGCUUCGUCACAAUGUUUAUCUUUGGCGAUUUCGGGUGACAGUGGAAAGCGUUUCAAGCUACGUGACGCUCACACGGUGAAGAAAAUGCAUCUUCCGAAGCAAGCUGUAAAGUUUUCUGAAAUCUCCAAUCAACAUCGACACCUGCAAGGAAUAUCUGUACCUGAUCGAGCCGCCGACGAGCCAAGAAUAUUGAUUGGGCUGAACAACAUUUUCUUAUUUGCGCCCUUGGAAUCACGGACCGGAGCCCCACUGGAUCCUAUUGCAGUUCGAUCACAUCUGGGAUGGUCGAUCUAUGGACCCCUAAAUCGAUCGGGAUCUGACAUGUUCGUGGGAUGUCACAAUGAAUACUCGAACCAAGACUUACACGACCAGAUGCGAGAAUAUUUUUUUGCCGAGGAACCGAGCCUGCUUGUGAAGCACAUUCCGGAAUCCAAAGAGUUGGAACGAGCACGAGCAAUUUUAGACCGAACCACUGUCUGGGUUGACGGUCGUUAUGAAUCAGGUUUGCUGUGGAGAUCGGACGACAUUCAACUCCCGGAUAGCUACGCAAUGGCGCGCAAAAGGUGCGAUGCUUUGGAACGACGUUUGAAGAACAACCCUCAACUAGAUUUGGCAGUCCGCCAAAAAAUCGAUUCAUAUUUGGUGAAACAGUAUGCGCACAAGGCAACUCCGCAAGAGUUGGCCUCAGCCACACCCGGGAGAAUCUGGUUCCUUCCGUUAAACGUCGUCAUUCAUCCGAAAAAACCGGAGAAAAUCAGAUUAGUUUGGGACGCCGCUGCAAAGGUCCAAGGCGUGUCCCUGAAUUCGAUGCUACUUCCUGGCCCCGACCUUUUGACGUCUCUUCCGGCGGUGUUACAACGAUUUCGCGAGCGUACGGUGGCAUUUGGAGCCGACAUACGCGAAAUGUACCACCAAAUUCGCGUGCAAGCUGCAGAUCGACAUGCGCAACGGUUUCUAUUUCGUUCAGAUCCGAUCGCCGAGCCCGAGGUCUACAUAAUGGACGUUUGCACCUUCGGAUCUGCCUGCUCUCCAGCCGUGGCGCAGCAUGUGAAACGGGUGAACGCGCACAGGUAUACGCAACAAUUCCCGGAAGCAGUGGAUUCUAUCGACCGUCGACAUUACGUCGAUGACUAUUUGGAUUGUGCUAACACAGAAGACGAGGCGAUUGCAAGAGCGAAGCAGGUGCAGUACAUUCAUCAUCAAGGUGGUUUUGAGCUGCACGGUUGGAUAUCGAACUCCAGUGAAGUAUUACGAGCUUUGGGGGCGUUGCCCUCUGAGGAAGUUUCGCUGAGUGAGCCAAGCUCCAACGGGACAGAACGCGUUCUUGGGAUUAUUUGGAAGCCGCGAGAAGAUACAUUUACAUUUUCGACUACCUUGAGAGAAAACCUGAUUCCCUACUUUUACGACGGCAAGCGUCCUACAAAGCGCAUCGCUCUUAGCGGGGUCAUGAGUCUGUUCGACCCGCUGGGCUUCCUGUCACCCUUUACGGUGCAUGGGAAACUACUUCUGCAGGAGCUGUGGCGCACCGGCUGCGAUUGGGACGAGUGUAUCGACGACGACAACUUUGCUAAGUGGCAAAGAUUUACAUCUUUGUUACCGGAAGUAGAAGCUGCCCGUAUCCAGCGCUGCUAUCUCCAGGGUGGCCCACCAUCUUCUUACGAAACCUUGGAGCUACAUACAUUUGUCGAUGCGUCGGAACAAGCGUUUGGCGCCGCAUCAUACUUUCGCAUCGCAGUAGGAGAAGGCUACAAAUGUUCGCUAAUCAUGUCCAAAACGAAAGUGUGUCCGCUGAAACAACUAUCGAUUCCAAGAUGCGAGUUGUCUGCUGCUGUACUGGGUUCGCAGAUGGCCCACAGUAUUGAAGCUGAACAUGAUUUGAAGGUGACUAGAAGGGUGUUCUGGACAGAUUCCAGGACCGUUUUAUCGUGGAUCCGGUCUGAUCAGCGCAGGUAUAAGCCAUUUGUGGGGUUUCGAAUCGGAACUAUUCUUCAGAAUACGAGAGUCGACGAGUGGCGCUGGGUUCCCACCAAAUUCAACAUUGCGGAUAUCCUGACCAAGUGGAGCAACGAAUCGUUUUUAGCACCCGAUAGCUCUUGGUUCCUGGGGCCGAAGUUUUUGCAACGAGACGAAAGUGAAUGGCCAGAACAGCCAGUUUUAACUCCGAACACGACGCAGGAAUUACGUACGUUUCUUUUGCACCAUAGCUUCCCAACUGGUGAGCUACCAAUCAUCGAUGUGAGGCGAAUAUCCAAGUGGACGAUUUUGCUGCGAACAUUAUGCUGCGUAUUUCGAUUCUCAUCCAACUGUCAACGAAAGAAACUGGGCGAGCUUAUCGAAACGAUCGAAACACCUGAGCACAUCAAGAAGUUAGUCAUCGUUGAGAUCGAAAGUGUGAAGGUCCCAUUGAAGCAGGAGGAGUUUGAAAAAGCCGAGAAUUUGCUGUGGAAGAUAGCGCAACGAGAGAAUUAUUCUACCGAGAUUGCAACGCUGUUGAAUAAUCAACGUCUACCGAAGGAGCAAUGGUCUAGCAUCGAAAAAAGCAGUUCUUUGUACCGCCUGGCACCCUUUCUCGACGAGUAUGGGGUUCUCCGAGUCGACGGCAGAACCAGUGAAGCUUCGUUCGUUCCCUACGACACACGUUUUCCAAUAAUACUUCCCAGAGAUCAUGUUAUUACGAAUCAUCUACUGAAUUACUAUCAUCAACGGUUUGCUCAUGCUAACAAAGAAACCGUUUUCAACGAAUUACGUCAACGUUUCCACGUGUCGAAGCUACGACCCAGCAUCAAAGCAGUACAAAAACAGUGCCAAUGGUGCAAGGUCCAAAGAACGCGUCCAGGACCUGCAAGGAUGGCACCGUUGCCAAUCGAACGUCUCACACCAUUCAUCAAACCGUUCAGUUACGUGGGCAUUGACUAUUUCGGCCCCAUUGAUGUAGCAGUUGGGAGGAGAUCAGAGAAGCGCUGGAUCGUCCUUUUCACGUGCCUUUCCGUUCGAGCGAUCCAUUUGGAAGUAGCUUAUCGCCUGAACGUCGACUCCUGUAUCAUGGCUAUUCGAAGGUUCGUAUUACGCCGAGGUCCUCCAAUAUCGUUUUUCUCCGACAACGGCACGAACUUCCAAGCUGCUAGUAAGGAACUUCUGCAACAAAUUCGCCGCAUCGAUCAAUCCUGUGCAAAUACUUUUACGAAUGCUCGCACCCGCUGGAGCUUUAAUCCGCCGUCCGCCCCUCACAUGGGGGGAAUAUGGGAGCGCAUGGUGCGUUCUACGAAAGCGGCCAUGGCUACCCUAUCUUCUGGAAACCGUAUGACGGAUGAAAUUCUUUUGACUGUAAUCGCUGAAGCUGAGGAAAUCGUGAACACUCGACCUCUUGUGUACUUGCCACAGGACUCUCAAGAGGCUGAAGCGCUGACUCCGAAUAGUUUUAUUCGGGGAUCUUCAUCUGGACAACUUGAUCUCCCAAUGGCACCUACGGAUAAGGCCGAUUCGCUGCGAAGUUUGUAUCAUCGUUCUCAAUACAUCGCCGACGAAUUGUGGAAAAGAUGGUUGAAGGAGUAUCUGCCGUCGCUCAAUAUUCGAACCAAAUGGCUGGAAGAGAACAAACCGCUGCAGAAAGGUGAUCUGGUCUUCAUAACGGAUGAUCUACACCGGAAUAACUGGGUACGAGGAGUGGUAGACGAGGUAAUCCAAGGCAAGGAUGGUCACGUGCGCCAGGCGCUGGUGCGCACUUCUUCUAAACUGAUUCGACGACCAGUAACCAAACUCGCGGUCAUAGAGGUAGGAUCAUCAGGUAAAUCUGACCGAGAAGCUAGUUCCGGACAAGUUUUACGGGCCGGGGAAGUGUUGGGACCCCUCGUUCGUGCUCGAAUCUAG
This is a messenger RNA of Uranotaenia lowii, 5931 nucleotides long. RefSeq lists its product as uncharacterized. The record is from RefSeq and is a predicted model, not a curated record. Lineage: Eukaryota; Metazoa; Arthropoda; Insecta; Diptera; Culicidae. Gene Ontology annotation, molecular function: nucleic acid binding. The coding region runs from base 1 to 5931 and encodes 1976 amino acids. Gene Ontology annotation, biological process: DNA integration. The transcript has a single exon.